Molecule: messenger RNA, 1976 nt
Organism: Brassica oleracea var. oleracea
Lineage: Eukaryota; Viridiplantae; Streptophyta; Magnoliopsida; Brassicales; Brassicaceae
Exons: 3
Coding region: 129-1532 (467 amino acids)
Source: RefSeq, a predicted model, not a curated record
UAAACAGACUCUCUCUUUCUCCGGGUCACUUGCGAGGACUCGGAACAAAAAAAUCAAAACUUUCUCUUCUCCGAGUGCUCUCAAGUGUGUGUGCUCUUAAGCUUAAGAAGAAGCAAAGGUUUCGAAAAAUGGAGAAAAAGCAAGGAUUUUUCUCUGCUCUCAGAGGUCUCUCUCCGUCACGUUCAAGGGUUCGGUCUCGCUCAGUUAGCCCUGCUCGGUCUAGCUCCCCGAUGAAAGCUCUCUCCUGGGGGAAGAAGAGCUCCACCGCCGGCGGGUACUGUCUGUCUCAGCCGGAGCUUUCAAUCGGGAGAUCCGGAAGCUUGAGACCUGUGAUGGAAGGUCCCGAUCCAGACGAAGAAGGAGGAAUAGGAGGAGGAGGGAACGUAGGAGACUCGAAACGGCUCGGGUCGGGUCUAGGCCACUGGGUCAAGGGACAGCUGUCACGCGCUCCUUCCGUCGCAGCGACGGCCGUUUGUCGGAGAAACGAUCUGAGGCUCCUUCUGGGAGUCAUGGGAGCUCCUCUCGCUCCCAUUCACGUCUCUUCCUCCGAUCCUUUGCCUCAUCUCAGCAUCAAAAACACUCCAAUCGAGACAUCGUCUGCUCAGUACAUUCUCCAACAGUACACUGCGGCUUCGGGCGGACAGAAGCUUCAGAGCUCCGUCAAGAACGCUUACGCUAUGGGGAAGCUCAAGAUGAUCACUUCCGAGCUCGAAACUGCUUCAAGAACCGUUAGGAACCGGAACCCGUCAAAGGCUGAGAGCGGCGGUUUCGUUCUCUGGCAGAUGGAUCCGGACAUGUGGUACGUUGAGCUCUCUGUUGGUGGUAAUAAAGUUCGUGCUGGCUGUAACGGGAAGCUCGUGUGGCGACACACUCCUUGGCUUGGUUCUCACUCCGCUAAAGGACCCGUUAGGCCUCUCCGCCGUGGGCUUCAGGGGCUUGAUCCGAGGACUACUGCUGCCAUGUUUGCGGAGGCCAAGUGUAUAGGAGAAAAGAAUGUGAACGGUGAAGAUUGCUUUAUCCUCAAGCUAUGCACUGACCCUGAGACGCUGAAGGCGAGGAGUGAAGGACCAGCAGAGAUCAUAAGACACGUCCUUUCCGGCUACUUUAGUCAGAAAACUGGACUCUUGGUUCACAUCGAGGACUCGCAUCUGACCAGGAUCCAAUCCAACGGUGGAGAUACUGUUUUCUGGGAGACAACUUACAACUCGUCCCUAGACGAUUACCGCCAGGUGGAAGGGAUCAUGAUCGCUCACUCAGGACACUCGGUUGUGACGCUUUUCAGGUUUGGGGAAGAGGCGAUGAGCCACACGAGGACUAAGAUGGAAGAGAGCUGGACCAUUGAGGAAGUUGCGUUUAAUGUUCCUGGUCUGUCUCUUGAUUGCUUUAUACCGCCAGCUGAUUUAAAGACCGGUUCUGUAACCGAAUACCCACAAGAGGAGAGAGGGAAGAACAAUAAUGCUGUCGUGUUGUCUGCUGCUCACAGGGCUAAAGUUGCAGCAUUGGAGAAUGGGAGCUUUGAAGCUAACCGCUAGGUUGAUGUCUAAAGCUUAUGACUAAAACAACCCUUGAAGGUAGCAUUAGCUGAUGAUGAUUGGCGAUUCUAAGAUUAGAUGCAAUGUGUUUAUAUGCCGGUAACUCAAGCUAACCCUUUUUAGCGAGCUUCAUUGGAUUAGGAAUCAGGUUUAUUAGCAUAACGGAAGACAUGGUUCAAACUGGAUCCAAAUGGAUCUUCUUUUUUUUUCACUAGUCACAUGAUAAUGGUAUGGAGUUUGGAUUUGGUUUUCAUUUUGGGUUUUUCUUUAAUUCUCACCUUCAAUAUUUUGAGUAAGGUGAAGGCAAGAGAAGGAGAAUUGCCUGCUGCUUUUACUUCUACCAUUAAGUGUGUUAAAUCAAUUGUCUAACGACGAAUCUUGAUAUUGUUCAUCUUUCUUUUCAAUCUAUGGAGAUAUGUUUGGUUUCUUUUUUGCUUUUUCUUA